AUGUACAUGGCAGGCUUUUCAACUAACCCCGCAUCCUUCGUAGCGGCUCAGAACCGCUCCCCAUCCCCAGUACGGUCCCCAGUCUCGUCCCAUGGUUUCAGCGCGUCACCAUCAACAAGUGCGUCACCAUCUACAAAAGGGCUGGACACUUCUCCCAACCGAGGAGGCCGGUUGCCUGGAAGCCCCCGCCCUUGUGCCCAUAGCCCCCCUCCUGGCACCUUUGGUGGGGAAUUGAAUGUCGAAACCAUGCGACAAGCCCUCCGACGGACUGGUUCCGGCGAUAUCGGUGGAGUUCGCAGUCAACCAAUGAGCGCUGUUGGAAAUGAUGAUGGCACAUUCGAGCGCCCCUUCAAAUAG
Paracoccidioides lutzii Pb01 is the source of this 357-nucleotide messenger RNA. RefSeq lists its product as hypothetical. Bases 1 to 357 code for a protein of 118 amino acids. The transcript has a single exon. The record is from RefSeq and is a predicted model, not a curated record.